Archocentrus centrarchus (flier cichlid) is the source of this 1222-nucleotide messenger RNA. Its product is annotated as sialoadhesin-like. The transcript has 3 exons. The coding region runs from base 9 to 545 and encodes 178 amino acids. Lineage: Eukaryota; Metazoa; Chordata; Actinopteri; Cichliformes; Cichlidae. The record is from RefSeq and is a predicted model, not a curated record.
GAGUGGAGAUGAGUCCUUCUGCAGUGGUGACAGAGGGUCAGAGAGUCACACUGACCUGCAGGACCAGCUGUCCUCUGACUCACAACACAAACUACAUUUGGUACUUCAACAGUCGACCUCUGACCCCGAGAGAGAACCAAAACAAACAUCUGAUCCUAGACCCAGUCAGCAGGGAGAAUGCAGGAAGCUACUCCUGUGCUGUGGAAACCAACAAAGAUAUCAGCUCUGCUCCAAAGACUCUCACUGUCCAAAGUAUCACAGGAACAAGGACACCAGCAGCUGCAGGAGGAACUGCAGCUCUCCUGGUUUUAAUGCUGCUCACUGUCUUCUGCUGGAUCAGAAAAAAGAGGACUUCCAGUCAGUCUCCAAGAAGAGAAACAUCAGAGAACAACCAGCAGGUGAACUCUGACCCCAUGUAUGAAAACAUCUCAGCUCAGUCAGCAGAGCAGGAUGAUCAUCACUAUGGCAGACUGCACUUCACUGAGAACCACACAGCUGAUCUCUACUCCACCAUCGAGCCACUGCCUGCUCACAUCAAAGUUUAAACUGCUUUCAGCUGCUCCCAGAUCAGCGUCACCACAGAAGGAAGCUCAGCACGUUUGUUUCAGCAGAGUUUCAUUUCACCAGAUGCCCUUCCCAACACAACGCAAAAGGGAAUGUUGUGUCUCUGGCUGGAAUUAAACCAGCAACCUUUCACAUGCCAAUCAAUUGGGUUAACCACUACACCAUUGCAGGGACAGAUAUUUCACUAUUUGAUGAAAAAUAUUAACUUGUUUUAAUGUGAUGGCAGCAACACGUCACAAAAAAGUUGGGACAGAGAAACAAAAGGCUGGAAAAGUAAGUGGUACUAAAUGAAACAGCUGCAGGAACAUUCUGUGACUAAUUUGGUUAACUGGUAACAGGUCAGUAACAUGAUCGGGUACAGAAAGCACAUCUCAGAGAGGUCAGAGUUUCUCAGAAGUAAAGAUGGGCAGAGGUUCUCCAGUCUGCAGAAAACAGUGUCUCCAAAUUGUAGAACAGUUCCUGGGAAAAUGGACUUUGAAUAUCUCAUGUCACAUGUAUAUCUCUUAGGCUGCAGUCAAAUCAAAGCAUUGUCUCAGUCUCCUUUUGUCCUUUGUCACAGUGUCUUUUUCCUAGCUGUGAGUCUCUUAGCCCUGUGUUUCCAGGUUUAGUAUGUUUCCCAGUUUUAAUACUCUGUGUGUUCUAGUUUCCAGUACCCUUU